GCUUACCCACAAUGCCGCAGCGCUAUCCCAGCAGCCUCUGCGUACGGCAGCCAUCUUGGAAUCUGCCUGCAACAAAGAGUCAGGCUAGAAAUCUUUAAAAUUCGACAAUUUGCCUUGUUACCCUCAAAACUGGGCCGCUAGACGGUCUAAUCGUGCGGUUAUAUGCCUUUUUCAAAUGCGACGAGGAAGAAGGCAUCCCACGACCAGCAGGACACGGAAAGGAGCCAGAGAAAACGGCGGGUAUCCGGAGAGAACCGUCAAGGUUUGGCCGGCUUGAAGAGACAUAAGCAGGAAGACUCUGAUUUUUGUCACUCGGAUCCUGCCCAUCACUCGAGCUCACAGAUGGACGAAUCGGUCAACAGCCGCAAGCCGAACUUCUCGGCUCUGGUGGGCAGUAACGGCCUGACGAACAGAGCCUCUUCUCUGGCGAACAGCAAGCCUGGCACGGCCAAGAAACUGGUGAUCAAAAAUUUCAAAGGUAAACCCAAGCUACACGACAACUACAAAGAGGAGACAUGGAUGAAGUUGCGCGGUGCGGUCGACGCCAUCCACAAGAGCACGUCCAUCAAGUACAGUCUGGAGGAGCUGUACCAGGCGGUGGAGAACAUGUGCUCGCACAAGAUGGCCGUCAUGCUGUACGACUCACUCAAGGUGGUGUGUGAGGAACACAUCAAACAUCAGAUCACACAGUUCAAGGGCAACUCGGGUGAUGAGCUGGACAGUGUGUUGUUCCUGAGGAAGAUCAACAAAUGUUGGCAGGAUCACUGUAGACAAAUGAUUAUGAUCCGGAGUAUCUUCCUGUUCCUGGAUAGAACCUAUGUAUUACAGAACUCCAUGGUGUCAUCUCUUUGGGACAUGGGUCUGGACCUGUUCCGUCAGCACAUCAUCAGUGACACGUCUGUUCAGACUAAGACGGUGGACGGACUCCUGCUGCUGAUCGAGAGAGAACGGAACGGGGAGAUGGUCGACCGCAGUCUGCUCAAGAGCCUGCUGGGAAUGUUGUCGGAUCUACAGAUUUACAAGGAGGCCUUUGAGGUGCGAUUUCUGCAAGAGACGGAGAGAUUGUAUGCAGCAGAGGGCCAAAGACUGAUGCAGGAGAGAGAGAUUGCAGAGUACCUUCACCAUGUGGAUAAGAGACUAGAAGAGGAACAGGACAGACUCAUGUUCUACAUGGACCAGAGCACACAGAAGCCACUUGUGUCGUGUGUAGAGAAACAACUGCUGGGGGAACAUCUGGUGAACAUUCUGCAAAAGGGACUGCACCAGCUCCUAGAUGAGAACAGAACAGACGACCUGAAGCUGAUGUACAACCUGUUUGCUAAAGUCAAGGCAGGGCUGGAGACAUUGUGUCAGCACUGGGGAGACUACAUCAAAAAGAUGUCUAGAUACGGCAUACAAGGUAGCGCACUCAAUUGGUUCCAGUCUUACCUCCCCGGAAGGAAGCACUGCACCUCCAUCAACGGAUCGUUUGGCUCCACCAUAGUGAUCAACCCUGAGAAGGAUAAGACCAUGGUUCAGGAGCUGUUAGACUUCAAGGACAAGGUGGACAACAUCUUACAGAGCUGCUUCUCAAGUAACGAGAAGUUCAUCAACACCAUGAAGGAGUCGUUUGAGACUUUCAUCAACAAGAGACUGAACAAGCCGGCAGAAUUGAUAGCAAAAUAUGUGGAUUCCAAGCUGAGAGCAGGAAAUAAGGAAGCUACAGAGGAGGAGUUGGAGAGAAUGUUAGACAAGAUCAUGGUCCUCUUUAGAUUUAUACAUGGUAAGGACGUGUUUGAAGCCUUCUACAAGAAAGACCUGGCCAAGAGGUUGUUGGUGGGGAAGAGUGCAUCAGUAGACGCUGAGAAGUCCAUGCUGUCCAAACUCAAGCAAGAGUGUGGAGGUGCCUUCACUAGUAAGUUGGAGGGCAUGUUUAAAGACAUGGAGCUUUCCAGAGAUAUCAUGGUCCACUUCAAACAGUAUGCUCAACACAAGGCUAAAGGUGUUGACGAGCACAUCCAGCACCAGAAAGACUCCAUCAGCAUAGACCUGACAGUGAACAUCCUGACCAUGGGGUACUGGCCCACAUACAUCCCCAUGGAGGUACACCUCCCACCCGAGAUGGUGAGGUACCAGGAGAUCUUUAAGUCCUUCUACCUGGCCAAACACAGCGGGCGUAAGUUACAGUGGCAGCCAACUCUCGGGCACUGUGUACUCAGGGCUGACUUCAGAGCGGGUAAGAAGGAGCUGCAGGUAUCUCUGUUCCAGUCCCUUGUACUCAUCAUGUUUAAUGAUGGAGACGGCUUCACCACAGAGUACAUCAAACAGUACACAGGCAUCGAGGAUGGGGAGUUGAGGAGAACGUUACAGUCAUUAGCCUGUGGGAAGGCCAGGGUCAUCAUCAAAACCCCAAAGGGUAAAGAAGUUGAGGAUGGGGAUCAGUUUCACUUCAACAAUGACUUCAAACACAAACUGUACAGGAUCAAGAUUAACCAGAUCCAGAUGAAAGAAACGCAAGAGGAGAAUGUGAACACGACAGAGAGAGUGUUCCAGGACAGACAGUACCAGAUUGACGCUGCCAUUGUCCGCAUCAUGAAGACCAGAAAGACCCUGACUCACACUCUUCUGGUGUCAGAACUGUACAACCAGCUCAAAUUCCCAGUCAAGCCUGCAGAUCUGAAGAAGAGAAUUGAGAGUCUUAUCGAUAGAGAUUACAUGGAGAGGGACAAGGAAAACUCCAACCAGUACCAUUAUGUAGCAUAGGUAGACUCCAGGGCACCAGUAGGGUUACACAUAUCAUAUCAUACGUUAUUCUGCUACAAAACAGCCAGGGUUAGGGAUCUGGGAUGCCAUACGUAACGUAGCACGACUUACACUGUUGUAUCUGUCCUAUAGGGUGCUGCCACAUUCAUUGUAUGAUUUAACAGUUUAUAACAGUACAUUCAUAAAAACCAGCCUCGCAGCCUGUACAAAAACAUGCUGAACAACACUGAUUUUUUUACAGUUACUAGUCUGGCAAAUACAAAUUAACAUUGCAAUACAUA
Messenger RNA from Branchiostoma belcheri (Belcher's lancelet), 3023 nucleotides. Its product is annotated as cullin-4A-like. Gene Ontology annotation, biological process: ubiquitin-dependent protein catabolic process; protein ubiquitination; DNA damage response. Gene Ontology annotation, molecular function: ubiquitin protein ligase binding. NCBI's taxonomy places the organism in Eukaryota, Metazoa, Chordata, Leptocardii, Amphioxiformes, Branchiostomatidae. Gene Ontology annotation, cellular component: Cul4-RING E3 ubiquitin ligase complex. The record is from RefSeq and is a predicted model, not a curated record. The coding region runs from base 163 to 2742 and encodes 859 amino acids. The transcript is spliced from 22 exons.